This is a messenger RNA of Staurois parvus, 341 nucleotides long. NCBI's taxonomy places the organism in Eukaryota, Metazoa, Chordata, Amphibia, Anura, Ranidae. The record is from the annotation of a GenBank genome assembly.
AUUGGCAGAGAGGGGUGGAGGACACUGAGUGUGGAGGGGAUUGGCAGGCUAGUGGAGGGAUUGGCAGAGAGGGGUGGAGGAGAGAGGGUGGGAGCCAGUGGAGGGAUUGGCAGAGGGGGAUGGAGGACACUGAGUGGAGGCCAGUGGAGAGAUUGGCAGAGAGUGAUUGGCAGAGGGGGAUGGAGGACACGGAGUAGGAGUCAGUGGACGGAUUGGCAGAGGGGGAUGGAGGACACUGAGUGGGAGCCAGUGGAGGGAUUGGCAGAGAGGGGGGAUGGAGGACACUGAGUGGAGGCCAGUGGAGAGAUUGGCAGAGAGUGAUUGGCAGAGGGGGGUGGUGG